This is a messenger RNA of Penaeus vannamei (Pacific white shrimp), 1001 nucleotides long. Lineage: Eukaryota; Metazoa; Arthropoda; Malacostraca; Decapoda; Penaeidae. The record is from RefSeq and is a predicted model, not a curated record.
CGCCUCGCCCCUCGACGCAAUCCAAUUCGUCUUCGGGGAAACUCGGUUACGUGGCGCCUCGGACACGCCCUCACUGAAUGGGAGGUCUCGCGUCGCCCGGAGGAAAGGAGGAAAUAUAGCAGGGACGCUGUAAGUGGCUGGAUUGAUUUCGGAACCCAUGCUGGAGUGAUGUCCUCGCCCGGAUGCCAAUAUGCCCGUAGCCGAGGCCGCCCCAGGCUCCUGUAGGCUGGAAACUGCGCCCGUCGCCGCGUGCCAGAACGAAGGCCAGUGAGACUCGCUGCUCCUCCUCCGUGUCCCCGAGCGAACGCCUCCGCAAUGCCGCAGCCGCACUGCGCCGCCGAGGCGCCCGCUCACACGAGCGGCCUCGCCCGUUGCGCCCUCAGAAGAGCCGACCGAAGCCCCCUGGAGGCCGGGGCGACCUGCGCCGGCCACGCCUCCUCCGUGACCUUACUGCGCGCCCUGGCCACCAGAGGGGGCUCUUGCGGGUCCUGUGCCCAGGAGUGCCUCCCCGCCUCCCCCUGUGGCUCCGCCCACGCCCUCCCCUACGCCUCCCGGAGCCAGCGCGAGCCAGGUCCCUCGUGCUCGCCCGACAUGCCCAGCGACCCCGUGGACGCCCGCCUCCCCCAGAGGCCGCCCGCGGCCCCCCGCGCCCAAAGCUGACCCCGCCGACGCUGCCUGCGACCCCAGGAGCCCGAGCGGCCCAGGGCGCGCGCCAUGUGCCAAAGGACGAGCGAGCAGGGGCGGCAGAGAGAGCGGCCUGAGCGCCGGCUGCCGGGCGCCGCUCGGGGUCAACUACGCCCUCGUGCGCCUCCUCCUGCUGCUGCUGCCCGCGCUGCCCAGCCUCGCCAAAGGUCCCGCCAGCAGCGGGGCAACAGCCUCAGCGGCCACGUGGACGGCGCUCCGUGCGCAGCGGCAUCUUCCUGCAGAGCAACUACAGCGACGUGACGGCCCAGUCGGGCGCCACGGCGGCCCUGCCACUGCCGCCUCUCCUCGCCCCUCGC